This is a messenger RNA of Periconia digitata, 737 nucleotides long. The record is from the annotation of a GenBank genome assembly. Lineage: Eukaryota; Fungi; Ascomycota; Dothideomycetes; Pleosporales; Periconiaceae.
UUUUUGAGCAUAGUAACGAAUAUAACGCCUGUUUCUGAUAAAGUCUCCUAUAUCUCCCAUCCUGCAUAGAAUCUUUCGAGUCGUGCGACACAGUUCCCUGACGGCGACUAAUUCCAGUCCCGGCACGUGUACUUCAUCUAUAUCAACUGAUGCUACCUGUUGCAAUCUGUAUUAAUACUCGACUCGUGUCCUCCUUAGCUCGCAUCAUACUCGCUCUUCAAGACUAGUUGUGUUGCCUUAUUUGCUCUUCUUCACAAGCUUGAACUCCCACUUCUCCUCGCCCUUUUGCAAAACGACUGCUCUGCCAUAGACUAAUGGCAGGAUCGAAGAUUUCCAGAUUGGCGGCUCGCCGUUCUUAGGCGUCGUCGCUGAUGCUACCGAGGCGAGUGAAAUCGCCGUGAGUAAGACAAGUACAGCAGGAAAACAAAGCCAUGGCCAGUCGAACUCCGUGCAAACGGUUGACUCCCAGACGGUACCGGGGACACGUGUUACCCCAAAAAAUGGUUGAGCUCGAGCGCUGUCAGUCAUGGCGUCCGCGAGGUUCUCCAUCACCUGCGAAAUGCUCGCGAACGAAGCGUGCCCAGAAUUGAAAAGAUUAUGCAGCGGCCACUGUAGCUGAUAUGGGCCAUAAAUGGAUGGGUCAUUAUCGCCAAGCCGACAUUCGACUGUUUCGAGGCCGAAUUCGAUGUCCGUCGUACAGUUUCCUAUUGCAGAGUCCUGAACUAAAAGGUAGGCCU